Molecule: messenger RNA, 1174 nt
Organism: Marchantia polymorpha subsp. ruderalis
Lineage: Eukaryota; Viridiplantae; Streptophyta; Marchantiopsida; Marchantiales; Marchantiaceae
Source: the annotation of a GenBank genome assembly
GGGUAGAUCAUUUCGUUUUAAAGAAUAUAAAUAAGUGUUUUAGUAAGAACAUGUCGAAUUUGGAAAGAUUGAUCUAUUGAGCGCUUGCUUCUAUAAAACUUCAGGUCUGAAAAACGAUGUCACUUCUCACGAAUUAUACUUUCAUACCAGUCAUAUACAUAUAUUACUAACACUCUGGUACAUGCAUUCUUUUGUCUCUAUUUUACUUUGGCUGAAAGUCCUUGAGCAUCUGAAAGUCCUUGAGUCUUCCAUAUCUACAUACUGGCUUCCUACAUUUGUUAGGAUUUUGUUUUCUCACGGUACCUCUACCAUGAAUCAACGAAUACGGCAUCACUCAUCGUUCUUUACAUCUUCUUUUUGCAAAACCAGGCAAGAAAGUAGUAUUUCUACUGGUGAUUACUGUGAAUGUACAUUCACAAUAGAGAUACCGCCUCUUUAUGCCUAGGUCAAUUGAUUUUCCUCUUUCAAAGAUAACUAUUUUGUCUUCUUCUUUUGGAAUAUUUUAAUCAGCUAAUAAUUGUCACUACGUUGAUCUAACAUGGUAUUAUCAAAAUUUAAUAAUGAAAACAAUAAUUUAAACGAAACCUACAGUAGGCAAUGAAGAACCUCCCCCAAAAUUUGGGCCGCUCCGAAUCGGUCCGUCCAUCCGUAACCAAGAAAGGUGGACACCUGACUGUCCGUCCGCACGUUAAUAAGACCUACUGAGAAUCGUGACCGGUCACCGGGAGUAAGGCUUCCAUACGAUGAUCACGAGAAAAUCUCGACCGGUCAUUUUUGUUAUGGGCUUCCACAAGAUCAUGAUGAUCAUGUUGAGUGUCGAGUUUCACCUGAAGUUUAGGCUUUAACACAAACAAGGAUGUCCGCGCCGCCUCUUCCAUGGAGCCGUAUUCAACUGACGUCCUCGGUAUGCAUGCCUCUCUUACACACUAAACAGUUUUGCAGGGCAUGAUUCAUUGUUUUUGUGUAUACUCAUACGUCCGUUAAAAUCUCACACAUACUUGAUUGUUAAACCUACACAGUAUAUACAUGUCGACGGUUCGAUAUGCUUGAUCUUCUAGACACGUCCCAUAUAGAAUGUUUUCAAGAUUCUCAUUAUAAUAUUGAGCUAGUUCACUAUUAAGGCUAAUGAAAAGCUAUACUCCUCGACUAGACUUGAUAAGCUGUUAUCCAUGCA